Callithrix jacchus (white-tufted-ear marmoset) is the source of this 13286-nucleotide messenger RNA. RefSeq lists its product as uncharacterized. Lineage: Eukaryota; Metazoa; Chordata; Mammalia; Primates; Cebidae. The record is from RefSeq and is a predicted model, not a curated record.
CGGAUUCCCUUCGGUCCCACUCGCCCUUGCAUCGCUUCUAGACGUCUCGGCCACCCACGUGUGUUGCCAGCCUCCCGACCACGCUGCCGGCACACCCUACAGCUGGGCGCCGACUCAGGGAGAGCGGGAGGGGGAUGUCGAGGGGCUCCGAGAUGCGCUUGGACUCAGACGAGAGGAAGAAGGACUCGGGGGAAGCGGCCGGGGAGGCCCGGGGCUCCGGGGAGAGGUCGGGAAGGCCGAAGCGCUCGGGCGAACCAGCCGGGGAGACCAAGGGGCUCCCGGCCAGAGGCCUGGGAGGCCAGGGGUCUCCGGGGAGGCCGAGCGGGCCGUGCAGCGGACGCGGGUGGCGGCAAGCGGGGCCUCACCGUCAGUCACGGCUCCCAUGGCGUGCGCGGCGGCGGCGGCGGCGCAAGCUGAGGCGGCGGUUGGCGGCGGCGGAGGUCAAACUCCCACAAUGCAGCCGGGUAAACAGCCAUGGAGGAGGAGGCGGCGGCGCCCGCAGCCGCCCGCUCCGACGCCUGAGCCGCGCCGUGCCGCCGCCGCCGCCGCCGCCGCCGCCGCGGGACCCGCGCUCCCCGCGCUCCCCGUACUCCCCGGGGGCGGCCGCGGCCAGCGCGAGUCGGGGCGAGGCUAGGCGGCCGGCGGCGGCCCCGGCUGCAGUCCGGGCCCCCGCCGCCCCCCUUGCCGCCCCCGCCCGGCCCACGCCCAGAGGCCGCCCCGGAGGCCGCCGCCAGCCGCCAGAUCUGAACAGAAUUAAGAAGAACAAGCUUUCACAAUUGCAGCAGAUGAAGAUCCAUUGUUAAAUCGAUCAGGAUUUUUGGCCUAUCCUCCAAAGAAAAGGUGCCAGAGAUGAGAGAAACAGGCUUUCCUCUAUGGUGUCCAGUCACUAACAAUGGAGAGGUAUUGGAAGAAGUUAGAAGGAAACUUGUUUGGCAGAAUGCCAGAGGAGCUCUUCAGUGCCUAGUUUAUGGAGUUUCCACUGUGUGCAUGGAGACUGGCCCUGGGAGGAAAAGAAGACUAGGAGGUGAUUUACAUGGAAUACAGUGAUGACUUGUGCUUUUUUGAAUAUUAUACCAAUGAAAAGGUUAUUAUGAUGCCAGGAAGUAAAUGACCAAGAGGCAGAGAAAGAAGAGGAGUCACAAAUUCAAAAGUCUGUAGAGGCCAGAGAGACCAGGGAGGGGAAUAAAGUAAGCCAGGUGGAACUGUGAGAAACCAUCCAGUCCAUGAUCCAUCUAAUGUGGCAACCCCUUCUCAGCAUCAACAGAUUGUAGGCCCAAUAUCUGUUCGUUCAACAAAGAUUUAUUGGAUGCCAACCUAUGUGCUAUGUUCUCUUCUGGGCACUGGGGAUAAAUUAGUAUAUUGAAAGGACAAAUAUCCCUGCCAUUGAAUUGACACUUAUUUUGUCUUAAGUAAAAAUUGGAUAUGUUUAUCAUGUACAGUUUAUUCUUUUGAAAUAUGUCUUCAUUGUGCAGUGGCUUAAAUCAAGCUAAUUAACGUAGGCAUUAUUUAUGCUUAUCAUUUUUUGAUUGUGAGAGCACUUAGUCUCUUUGUAAUUUGCAAGAAUGCUAUACAUUGUUAUUAACUAUAGUAAACAUGUUCUGCAGUUGAGUUCCUUCUUCCUAACUGAAAUGUCGUACCUUUUGACUAACUGACCCUAAACCCCUCACCUCUAUCCUCUGGUAACCACCAUUCUAUUCUCUACUUCUAUGACUUCAACUUUUUUAGAUUCCACAUAUAAGUGAGAUUGUAUGCUGUUUGUCUUUCUGGGCCUGGCUUAUUUCACUUAACAUAAUAUCCUCCAAUUUCAUCUAUGUUGCUGCAAAUGACAAUAGUUCCCUUUUAAAAAAAAAAAAGUAGAGGCAGGGGUCUCCGGCCUAGGCUGGUUUGGAACCCCUGAACCCUGGGCUCAAGUGUUCCUCCCACCUUGGCCUUCCAGAGUGCUAGGAUUACAAUUGUGAACUACCACAUCUGGCUGGAUUUCCUUCUUUUUAAAGACUGAAUGGUAUUCCAUUGUGUGUGUGUAUAUUACACAGUGGAAUACUAUUUAGCCAUAAAAAGAAAGAAGUAUUGAUAACAUGCUUCAGCAUGGAUAAAGCUUGAAAACAUUUUAUUAAAUGAAGGAAACAAAACACGAAAGACUACAUAUUAUGUGGUUCCAUUUAUAUGAAAUAUUCAGAAUAGGCACAUCCAUAGAGAUAGAAAGCAGAUGUAGUUUUCGGGGGUUGGGGAGGGAAUGUGGGCAGUAAUUGCUUAAUGAGUACAGGGUUUCCUUUUGGAGUGAUGAAAAUGUUCUGGAAGUAUAUAGUGAUGUUGGUUGUACUACAGUGUGAAUCUAUUAAAUGUCAUUAAAUUGUACACUUUAAAAUGGUUAAAGGGCCUGGUGCAGUGGCUCAAACCUGUAACCUAGCACUUUGGGAGGCCAAAGCAGGACAGUUACUUGAGUCCAGGAGUUUGAGACCAGCCUGGGCAACAUUUGCAACCCCAUCUCUAUAAGAAAGUAAAAAAAUUAGCUAGGUGUGGUGGCAUGCGCCUGUAGUCUGUCUCAUCUACUUGGGAGCUGAAGUGGGAGGAUCACUGGAGUCUUGGAGGUUGAGGCUGUAGUGAGCCAUGAUUGUACCAGCUGGAUUGCACUUGAGCCUGGGCAACAGAGUGAGACCCUGUCUCAAAAUAAAUAAAUAAUAAUAAAACAAUGAAAAUGGUGAAUUUUGUAUUAUGUGAAUUGUAUUAAAAAUAUAGCAUUUAGGAAGACUUUCAGGAAUGUAUACUUUAUGUCUUGGAUGUGAGAAGCUGGUUUAGCUAGAGUGGAGUCUUUGUAAGGGGGAAUCGUGGAUGCUAAGGGUGGGAAAAGGUUUGGCUAGAUAUUGAAAGAUAUUGACCAGCCAAGGAGUUUAGCAGCUGUAAAUAUAGCACCAUAUACUCCAUGAGGAAGAAGAAAACUCAAGAGAGGUUGGUGAUCUGGGAAUCCCAGCUAAAGAUUGGGUUUCAAGCAAAGGAAGUGGCCUGUAGUUUUAUCAGUCUGUGCCCUUGCUACUCACCUAACGAGUUUUGUGACAAUGUCACGAAAGUUUCAAUAUUAGUUUAGAGUUUCUUCUUCUAAAAAAAUCCCUAUAAAAGGACAUUGUCUUUUAAAAUAAUCAUCCUGACUAUAAAACUGUGUUGAUAAAAAAAUCAAAACAUUAUAUAAAUAUGUAUGUUAAUAAAAAGUUCCUUUAAGCUUAAAGAAUUAAAGCAUCUUUAAUUCUUUUACCUCUUGCUUCUCAUAUGGUAAAUCCAGAGUAAUCUAGAUGGUUUUUUGCAGAGUUAGCAUCAUCAUCAUCAUCAUCAUCAUCAUCAUCAAUCACUUUUUCACAAAAAUAAGCACCUAUUAUUCAUAGUAUUUUGCAUGUUUCUUUAAGAAAUGUUUAUUUUGGCUGUCUUUGAACUUCUUUCUUUUGGACCAUUACAUUAUAUGCUAUUUUAUUUGUAAAAACAAACAAAAAGUAGAAAAGUUAAGGCCACAUCCCUCUGUUAGAGGAUGAGUUGUUACAAAAUGUAAGAGUAGCUAACACAUACUGAGCACUUAUGUGCCAGGCACUAUUCUGAACAUAUUAAUUUAUUGACUCUUCAUAGGUUAAAGAGAUAGAUAUUAUUGUUACCUUCCUUUUGCAGACGAGCUAACUGAGGUACAGAUGAAAAAAUUAUUCUGCCCACAUCCAGAGUUAGGUGGUGGCAGAGAUGGGUUCCAGGACCAGCUUCAUCUCCAACUUGUGGUUCCCAUGAGGAGUGCUAUAGUUGGUGGUGUCAGAUUUUAGUUAGGGUUUGUUUUUUUUUUUCCCAAGAAAAGUCAAUCUGGAAUUUUUUGUGAAAUUUUUCAAGUUUUAAUAUUGGCUUAAAAAUUAGCUUUAUUGAGAUGUAAUUCAAAUGCCAUAAAUUUACUCCUUUAAACUGUACAUUCGAUGGUUUUUAGUGUAUUUACAAUAUUAUAUAACUGUUUCUUCUAUCUAGGUCAAAAACAUUUUUAGCACCCACAAAGGAGACCCCAUCCCAUUCCUAAGCAGUCCCCCAUCUUCUCUUUCUUCAGCUCCUGGAAACCACUAAUCUGCUCUCUCUCUCUCUAUAGAUUUGCCUAUUCUGGAUAAUUCACCUAAAUGAAAUCAUAUAAUGUGUGAUCUAUUUGUCUUCUUUCAUUUAGCAUAAUGUUUUCAAGAUUCAUUCAUGUUGGAGCAUUUAUCAGUGCUUCAUUUAUUUUAUAGGUGAAUAAUUUUUUUUUGUGUGUGUGUGUGUGUGGAGGGGAUGGAGUCUCAUUCUGCUGCCCAGGCUGGAGUGCAGUGGCAUGAUCUUGGCUUACAUCAACCUCUACCUCCUGGGUUCAAGCAAUUCUCCUGCCUUAGCCUCCUGAGUAGCUGGGACUACAGGCACGCACCACCAUCCUUGGCUAAUUUUUUAAUGUUUUUAUAGAGAUGGGGUUUCACUAUAUUGACCUGGCUGGUCUUGAACUCUUGACCUCGUGAUCCGCCCACCUGGCCUCUCAAAGUGCUGGGAUUACAGGCAUGAGCCACUAUGCCUGGCAAUAAUAUUCUUUGUAUAGAUAUACCACAGUUUGUUUAUUCAUUUGUUGAUGGACAUGUGGGCUUUUGGGAAUAAUGCUGCUAAAGAGUAUUAGUGUACAAGUAUCUGUUUGAGACUCUGCUUUCGGUUCUUUUGAGUAUAUACCUAAAAGUGGAAUUGCUGGAUCAUAUGCUAAUUCUGUGUUUAACCUUUUGAAUAACUACCACUGUUUUCCACAGUGGCUGUACUAUUUUACUUUCCUGCCAGCAAUGUAUGAGGAUUCCAGUUUUUUCAUAUCCUUGCUAACAGUCAUCAUUUUCUGUUCUUUUGUUGUUAUUGUUAUUUAUUACAGCCAUCCUAGUGGAUGAGAGGUGGUAACUCUGAUUUUGAUUUGCAUUUUCUCAAUGACUAAUGACGUUGAACUUCUUUUGUUGCUGUUGUUGUUAAUUUACUGAGCUGGAAGAGUUCUUUCUACAUUAUAGAGUCAAGUCCCUUAUCAGAUAUAUGAUUUGCAAAAAUGUGUAGGUUCUGGAGGUUUUCAUUUUCUUGAUAGUAUCCUUUGAAACACAGAAGUUUAAUUUUGAUGAAGUUGAAUUUGCCCAUUUGACUCUGUUUUUAAAAAGAAAUGACCUGGUGAGUCAGAUUCCAGUCCACUAACUGCCCACUUGUGAUUGCUGCUCUGCUGCCACUGCCCCAGAAACCAUUUGGAAAAAUCCUCAUACUUUUGAAAACACCUGUUUUCUAAAGAGAUGAAGCGAGCUCUGGAAGGCAGAAAAGGCAGAUUUCUCACCAGGAGCAGCUUUGUUUUGGUUCCCCUUUUCCACUCCUGACGUUCCUUCAAUUAGAACACCUUAACGUAGACAUGGAGGCAUGGAGUAGGAAGUGGACAGAGGAUUAAGGUCUCCAGGUUUUAAAGAUUUUAUGUUGAACAAAAGAGAAUAUAGGUUAAAACAAAAGAAUAAAUUGGUGAAUAUAAAUAUUUGCCUCGAGCCAUAGAUGAUGUCCUUUAAAAUCAGAAUGGCCAUGAGAGUGGUUAGUAAUUGUGUGUUUCUAGGAAGAAAGGUUUAUGGACCAGUACAUCUAGAAGUCAUUUGGGGUAAGGUCAAUACAGAGAACUGUAUUCAUUCAUAGUCAUUCACACACAUUAGUGAAAAAUAGUUGAAUCUACAGGCCUUUACCUCCAUCAAGAAAAGGAAAGCUUUACUUUGGAGAUAGAAAGGAAAUGCAAGUUUUUGUAGAACAGACUCUUUUGAGAAACAGUACAAACCCAGAUAGGCUCCUGCAUCACAGCGCAAAGAAGGAAUGUGGAAAAUGAAGGGUGCUAUGUUUACUGGAUCUUUGGCUUUGCUCAGAGUUGAACCUUGGCUGAGGAAGGGAGGAAGAAACAUCCGUGUUGUUCCUUCCCUCUUAUACUAACACAUCUGCACUGUUAGUCCUUGGGUUCCACCCAAAGGCAUUUUGCUGACCAGUUUGGAGACAUGGUUACAACUCAUCUUAUGGUUGGUGGGAAGGUGGGUUCCAGGUUCCAAAUAACACCCUUAUGUUGGGAAUGCAAACUGUUGAUCUCUGGGAGGCUAAAUGUAUGUCUCAUUGUCACCUUGAUUUCAGAGCAUAUACCCUUCACUCUAAUUAUGAAACCCUGUGUUAUAAAGGUGGGGAUGAGUUCCCAUGUGCUUAGAGGGUUCAGGAAAGAGUUGGUUACAGAAAUGGAAUUUGUGGAAGAACUUUGAUUGAACAGUAGGAUUUCAGCUAAGGGAGGGAAACUGUUACAGAUGGAAUGACCUAUAUGAGCGAAGGCUUGGAAGCUGGUAUCUGGAUGGGGUUGGGAUGGGGGCAUGUUUGAAGUUCUGAAUUUGUCAUGUGGGCUGGACCAUAAUUUACCUGCAGGAGGCAAUUGAACACUGUAGAAGUGGCGGAGUUGAGUCCAGGCAGACUGUAGAGGACUUGAAUGCUAGGAGAGAAGUUUUUAUUUAUUUAUUUCAGUGGGGAGCCCCUAAAAAUGUUAGAGCAAACACUAACAUGGCUAAGGCCAUCCUUCAGCAAGAUUGGUCUGAUAGUAUAGCAUACAUAGAUUACAAUUAGGGCUUACUAUGUGACAAGCAUGGUGCCAAUAAUAAUAGCUGACACGGUGUGCUUUUGCACUGUUAAUUUCUUAAUUUUUCUCAUACUCUUAAUAGAUGUAGACACAGGUACAGAGAGGCUAAUUGAUUUCCCCAGAGUUAUACGGCUCAUAGUGGUAGAAGUGGGAUUCAGCCCGGGCAGAGAGGCCCUAGAACCCAUUGCUCUUAAUGGCUGAGCUCAAAAAAUGGUGAUAUUUACUGCCACUUCAGUGAAAGCACUGUCAAUGCAAAGGUAUAUAGGAAAUUAUGUGUAACAAUGUGUUUAAUCUGCAGUUCAUGGCAGCUGAGGCAGUAUGUUAGAACUCCAUAGUCAACUUCCUUUUAUAGCUGAAUAUGGGCUCAAAUUUUCCAUUCCUUGUCUUUUUUUUUUUUUUAAACAGGGUUUUGCUCUGUCAUCCAGGCUAGAGUACAGUGGCAUGGUCUCAGUUCACUGAAGGCUCAAUCUCUCAAAUUUAAGCAAUCCUCCCACCUCAGCCUCUUAAGUAGCUGGGACUAUAGGCACAUGCUGGCAUGUCUGGCUGUUUUUUUUUUUUUAUUAUUACAUUUUUACUAGAGAUGAUGCCUCACUAUGUUGCCCAGACUGAUCUCUAACUCCUGAGCCUUGGCCCCUCAAAUUGCGGGAAUUGCAGGCAUCAGCCCAUCACACCCAGCCUCCAUUCCUUUUCUAUAACUUAAAACCUUCUAUUUUUAAAAAACUCCUCGGCCUAAGGACUUUAAAUCAACAUUUCAAAUCAAGUUUGUCAUAAAACUACAAGCCAGUUUGAAAUCCUUAGAAAUGCUAGGCAUUAUUAAUUAGCUUUUAUGUUAUAAUUUAUUACCUUUAAUAUGUGUAUUUUUAAAUUUUCUUCUCUUUUCAAAUAAUUUGCUAUUAGUGGUGAAUGUUUCUUUGGGAGAAUUCAUAUGUACAUGCACACGUAUGAUUAAGAAAACAAUAAAAAAAUUCAAGGCUUUGAGAUAUUUAGCAAGUGAUACAUUUUACUGUAGAAUGAGUAUGUGUACAGGUUAAGUUUUUAAAAUGCUAUUUAUGUCUUUAAGUCCUCACUGUUGCAACUGUCAUUAUUCCUAAUUUUGCACUUGAUUGCUGUCAAUUCCAGCCACUGAGCUGAUGAAUUCAAUUUACUCUUUCACUGUUCUCCCUCUACUGGAAUACUGAUAUUCAUGACAAACUGUAAGGUAUUUCACUAGAGGGAGCACAGUUAAGGAAAGACUUGCCCCUUGUGCAGAAUACUGCCAUGGCUCUCUUUGGAGAAGAAAGAAGGAAAGGAAAAGAUAUGGUCAGAGGAGUGAGAGAGGAUUUGAACAAAGGCUCAGCCAAUUUUAGGAGGAUAUGAAGAAACCAAAGCCAACACAUUCCUAAUUUAGUGGAUCUGAGAUUCUUGUUACUGAAAUGACUUCAGUUCUUUGGGGUUGAUAAUGGAGAAUCUCUGUUACAAACCCUGUAAUUUACACAGAUAAAUAUGCUGUAGUUACUGUUUUUCAAGUUUAUUAAAAUGUUGUAUGGGGACUGGUGGUUUUUUUCCAAUUAAAAAUGGUUGUGUAGUAUCUUAUAUCUUAGAAAUGUUUUGGGUAGUUUUAGCCUUUUUACAUUAAACUGGAUUUAAUGGUGGAAAGGUCAACCUUUUUGAUUUUUGUUUUUUGUACAUUGUGAUACCUUUGGCCUUUGAACAAAACAUUUUAUGAGUGCAAAGAAUCCUUUUUGUAAAGAGAGACUUACUACUCUUGGCAUCUACUGUGAACAUCCCUAAAUUUGGAUGAUGAGAUAAGACCACAUUUUAAAUAGGUCCUUGGAAGAGAUGAAAUGCACAAAAUUUGCAGUACUUCACCUUUGACAGCCCAGUUCUUAAGCCAUAUAUAAUCUAGUUGGUGGUGACAGCUUUUUUCCACAAGAAUGUGUUGAUGAAUUGUUUCCCCUUCUUCCUACUUUUCUCACAUACUCAGUGAAAUUACUAUCUUGUGUUUACCCUGGUGCCUGGUCUGUAGCAGGCAAUCAGGAAUUGUUGGAUAAAUUGAAUGCUUAUUACUCAAGCCUUAUAAAAUGAAUAUUACUUCAGUGUGCAGACAGUGAAGUUCCAUAGAGUUAUGAGGCAUCCUCAGAAGUGCACUGGCAGAAGCACUGAUUGAUAUUAUAUAGGCAUAGUACUACAUUAAAAUAACAUAUUAAAUGAAUGUAAAUUGUAUUGGCUUGGAGUGGUGGCUCCUGCCUGUAAUCCCAACACUUUGGAAGGCCAAGGCAGGAGGACUGCUUGAGCUCAGGAAUUUGAGACCAGCCUGGGCAACAUAGUAAGACCUCGUCACACACACACACACACACACACACACACACACACACACACAAUUUAUAUAUAUUCAUAUUCUUGUAUUUAUAUAUAAAUAUUCUUAUAUUUGGUGGUAUGGGAAGGGGAUUAUCUAGAUAAGAGGUCAUCAAGUUCUUUACUGUGGGGCUGUAGGUAAUAAAAGUAAGGGUGGCUUUCUGUUGUACUCUUGCUUAUAAACAGUGUGCUUUUCAUAAAGAACACUUUUUAAGUUGCCAAAAUGCAAAAAUCAAAUGCACUGUCUCAGCUUGCAGUUUUGACUUUUUCUGGUGACUCAUUCCAACUUUAAGGAAACCUCUAACAGCUGUGGAUAUCAGAAUAUUUCUAGGAGUUAGGACUUUUUUAUGGGUGAAGAAAGAGUGGGUAAAAUGAAUUGGCUGCAGCAAAAGAGAAUUAGAUGGAGCAGUACCAGGAAGUGCUCAUCAGUCCCUUGUCCCCAUAUCCUCUUCAGUUUGAUAGCAAGUUUCCUAAGAGAGCUCAGUUUGAUAUAAGACACUUAUUUAUAGUGCUUAUUUAUGAGAUUUCUCAAUAAUUGGUAGCUGCUAUUAGUAAUAAUUUCCCUUAAUAACUAUCAUAAUGCCAAGAGGAUACUUAAUAUUUUUCAUUUUAAGCCCUGUUGUGUUUUCUUUAUUAAACCAAUCAAAAACUUUGAAGAAGAAAGAAGUAUCAAGCAGGAAUUGGGAAAGAAGAAGUACUCUAAAUUGCUAUGUUGAUUCCUGUUGGCUACAAGUCAUAUUAAUGAAUCUUGAAAUAGUUUCACAUGAAAAAGAGGAAAAUCAAGCAAUGUCUUGAGGAAGUAGGACCAUACUUCAUGUUUGCCAUUCUCCUUAUUUUUGUUCUCACUCUGCACUUUCAAGGAUCUGAAGAGCUGUAAUCAACAAGCAAGCUCUCUUUGUUACCUAUAUGGCUUAGUGGCUGCAAGCUUUUCUUUUCAAUGGAAGCUUCAAAUGCCAUUAAAAUACAAAUUUUUAUUUUUCUUAAGUGUAGAAUUUCAAAAUUCCAAGUAAUUAAUAAAUUAUGUACUUCAGGAGAACAGAGAGGUUGGGUGUUUACAUAUAAUUACUCAGAUAUUACAGUGAUUUGGAAUGAAUGAAAAAUUGAAAAUCUGCACAAAGGUCAUCUAAGCUGUGUUAAAAGUUAGGAGGGAACUCGAUUCCUGUCAAGGGAAUUACAUUUUUCUCAUUGAUAGUCUUAUGGAGGAAGUUAAUGCUUUAGAAAUGAUUUUUAAAAUUAAAUCUUUCCAAUCAUUUCUACUAUUUUGGAUAUUUUGAUAAGAACAGGAAGUAACCAUGGUUUCACUUUUUGGACUUUUUUCCAGGAAAAAAAUUUGCAGACUUAUUUCUAAAUCUUUCUAAAAUAAAAAUGUGUGUAUGUAUAUGUAUUAUUUAUAUGUGUGUGUGUGUGUGUGCAUGCGCGCCUUUAAAUUGUGAACUCCAAAUAAACCCGCUCUACUAUUCCCACCUUAUAUUUGGGUUGCAGUAACAUUUCUUUAUUAAUUUUUAUGCUUAUGUAAACUUUUUUGUGUUUCUGCAAGUUGGACCAACAAAGAAGUUGGCCACCUCUGUCACACCAGAUGUUUGAGGUGAAAAAAAAAAGAAGAAAAAAAUAAUUCCAUUUCCUCCCGAUCUAGUCGGAGAAAGCACUUACGAACAAGCAUCUCUGACACACAUUACAGGAGUGCUGAUACUACUGCAGUGUGAAACAUGCUGAUCAGAAUCAUUGCUUUUUUUUUUUUUUUUUUUUUUUUUUAACAGAAAGGCAUAUAGGAUUCUAAUUGUCUGCUUUGCACACACUGCUACCCCUCAGGGCAUGUGGAUUUUUAUACAUUGCAGUGUUAAGGACUGUGCAUACAAAUUUUGCUGGCAGACAGGUGGUCAAAAAAGCAUAUGUCAAAAAAGACUAGGGGGAUAGUUUAAAACAUGGCUGACAAGCUGUCUAGAAUUUUUAAGUUUGACAAAUACUGACUCAAUGAGGAGGAAAAAACUAACUACUUUUUUCAUUGACUCAUUUUCAAAUUGCUAUAUAUUUCAUGCACUUUUAUUUUCAGCAAGGAUGAUUGUACAAAUAAUGAUUAAACUUGGCCAUUUAGCUUCCACUUUUUUCUAGGAAGGCAAGCACUUCCAUGAGACCAUCUUUCUUUCCUAUUUUGACUUUUCAUAUGGAUAAUUUUAUAUUUUUAACAAACUGCCUAAAAUAUCACUAAAUGAUAUAAACUUGGAUGAUUGCUACUUAUUUUUUAUUCUGCCAAUUGAACUAGUUGCACUAUUUUAUAUGAACUGCAUCAAAUUGGAUAUACUUUGUAACACAGUAUGAUAUGGAGAGGGCUUAGAGUUUACUAUCAGGUGUACUUGGAUUCAAACCUCCCUUUACACCAUUUGAUCAAACUGAGCAAAUUACUUCAUCUUUCAGCACCUCAUUUGAAAUUGGAAUAACAGUAACUCUCUGUGUUAGUCUGCAGAUUAAAUAGGGGGAAGAUACAGAACAGCUAGGUUGGUGGUUGACACAGUCACUAAUUAGAACUUGUUAUAUGUACUAUUUUUAUAGAGAACUGAACAGAGUUGAGUCUAGUAGCCUAUCUGAUGAAAUUCUUUCAAUUGUCAAUCCCAUAGAAUACAUGAAGAUUAAUCAAUCAGGAUAACAUUUCCUUAUUUCUUAUAAUCACUGCUUUAAUGUUGUAACAGGUGUAUUCAGUCCCACAGAUUGAAUACAGGUGUAUUCAAUCCACUCAGAGGCUCAGAGGUUUGAGCCUCAGUUACCCAAAAUGGUAAACUGCUAAUUAACACAGUCUUUAUAGACUGUCUUCCCUCUUUGUCUUACUUCCCUACGCCUCACUGUGCUUUUUGCAGUCAUCUCCAAAAUAGUUUAGUUGUCCCCGGAUUUUUUUUUUUUUUUUUUUUUUUUGUGAAGGAGAGGAGGAAGGAAGAAAAAGAGAGAGAGAGAACGGGAAUGUUGCUUUAUUCUAAAAAUGGGUAUUGAAAACCUCUUUUAUGCCAAUAAUUGUGCUUAAUAAUGGCCGAUCAAUAUUUCAUUUAAACCUAUGAGUAGGUGUGAUGUGGUACUGACAAGAAUGUAUAGUUUGUGUAUUUAAAGUGGAGAGCUCUAUAAAUGUUUAUUAAGUUUACUUGUUCCGGAUCUGAGUUCAAGUCUUGGAUAUCCUUAUUAAUUUUCUGUCUUGUUGAUCUAUCUAAUAUUGAUGGUGAAGUCUCCCACUAUUAUUGUGUGGGAGUCUAGGGAGUCUAAGUCUCUUUAUAGGUCUUAUGUCUCUGGGUGUUAGGAUCGUUAGCUUUAAUUGUUGAUUGAUCCUUUUAACCACUAUAUCUUUGUUGCUUUAAAAUCUAUUUUAUCAGAUGCGAGAAUUGCAACUCCUGCUUUUUAUUUAUUUAUUUAUUUUUGCUCUCCAUUUGGUUGUUAAAUCUUUCUUCAUCCCUUUGUUUUGAGUCUUUGUGUAUCCUUGCAUGUGAAAUGGGUCUGGAUGUAGCAUACCGUUGGGUUUUGGCUGUAUCUUUUGAUUGGGGGAUUUAGUUGAUUUAAAUUUAGUAUUAUUGCCAUUUGAGGUUAGCUGGCUGUUUUGUCCAUUUGUUGAUGUAAAUUCUUCAUUAUGUUGAUGUUCUUUACUUUUUGGUAUAUUUUUAGAAAGACUAAUACUGGUUGUUUCUUUCUAUGUGUAACGCUUCUUUCAGAAGCUCUUGUAAAGCAGGCCUGGUGGUAAUAAAAUCUCUGAGUACUUGCUUGUUCAUAAAAGAUUUUAUUUUUCCUUCAGUUUUAAAGCUUAGUUUGGCUGGAUAUGAAAUUCUGGGCUGAAAUUCCCAGAUUUAAAGUUCUUUUCUUUAAGGAUAUUGAAUAUUGGCCCCCACUCUCUUCUGGCUUGUAGGGUUUCUGCUGAGAGAUCUGCUGUAAGUCUGAUAGACUUCCCUUUGUGGGUAACCUGGACCUUUCUCUCUGGCUGCCCUUAGUAUUUUCUCCUUCAUUUCAACCCUGGUGAAUCUAACAAUUAUGUGCCUUGGGGUUGCUCUUCUUGAGGAAUAUCUUUGUGGUGGUCUCUGUAUCACCUAGAGUUGAAUAUUGUCCUGCUUUGCUAGGUUGGGAAAGUUUUCCAGAAUAAUAUCCUGAAGGGUAUUUUCCAGCUUGGAUUCAUUCUCUUCGUCGUAUUCAGGUACACCUAUCAAAUGUAAAGUAGGUCUUUUCACAUAGUCCCGUAUUUGUUGGAGACAUUGCUCAUUCCUUUUUAUCCUUUUUUCUCUAUUCUUGUCUUCUGGUUUUAUUUCAUUAAGUUGGUCUUCGACCUCUGAUAUCCUUUCUUCUGCUUGAUCAAUUCUGCUAUUAAAAC